Merops nubicus (carmine bee-eater) is the source of this 1239-nucleotide messenger RNA. RefSeq names its product pancreatic secretory granule membrane major glycoprotein GP2-like. Bases 4 to 1239 code for a protein of 411 amino acids. The record is from RefSeq and is a predicted model, not a curated record. Gene Ontology annotation, biological process: neutrophil migration. Lineage: Eukaryota; Metazoa; Chordata; Aves; Coraciiformes; Meropidae. Gene Ontology annotation, cellular component: cell surface; apical plasma membrane. The transcript is spliced from 9 exons.
ACUAUGAGAUCUUUGCUGCUGAUCUCUGCCCUCUGCAUGGCUGGCUGCGAAGGUAACAAGAGUGAGCUGGCCAGCCCACACACCCUGAGGGGAGGGUCUGAGCUCCGUCUCCAGAGGAGCCUGGAUGCCUGCCUGCCAAACCCAUGCCAGCACAAAGGGAGCUGUCAGGUCGUGGAGGACAGACCAGUUUGUAGCUGCAAACCAGGCUUCACGGGAGCAUUCUGCGAAGAUUUGGUACUGAAGUUGUCCUGCGAGGAAGAGCACAUGAAGAUGAUGGUGAGGAAGGAGGUGUUUGAACUCUUGAAAAUCCCCCGGGAGCUGGUCCACUUGAAGAGCCAGGCAUGCAAAGUCUCAGAAAGGGAAGAAGAGGGCAAGCUGUUCUUUGCAGCCACUCUCACAGGUGAAAACCACACUGCCUGUGGAUCAAUAAUUCAGCAAAACAGCUCCCAUGUGUUGUACUCCAAUGUCAUUGAGUCAGAGCAGGAAGCACACAGGGGCGUGAUCUCCCGGAGUUUUCAGCUGGAGGUACAUUUCUCCUGCAUCUACGCCUAUGAGCAGGUGGUGAAACUGCCCUUUGCUCUCACGGCUGUUGACAAAGUGGUGCAGUUCGUGGUCAGAGAAGGACAAUUUAAUGUCAGCAUGAGACUGUACAAGACGCUCUCCUACCUCCAGCCCUACCACCUGCCAGCUGCAGCCAUCCCCAUCACAGACAUGCUUUAUGUCCUGCUGAAGAUAGAAGGACAGGACCAGCAAAAGUACUUUCUGCUGAGCAUUGAGGACUGCUGGGCCACACCAACCACAGAUCCCUACCAGGACAUGCAGCAUAAGCUGAUUGAGAAUGGGUGUCCCCACGAUGAGACAGUGACAUACCUGAAUGCCGUUGGAGAGAGCACUACUGCCAAGUUCAGCUUCCAGAUGUUUCAGUUUGUUGGUUACCCCGAGGUGUUCCUGCACUGUCGUGUCCGGCUUUGUCUCCCUGAGAGCCCAGAGCCCUGUGCCAAGCAAUGCCCCGGGCACAGGAGGAACAAGCGGGCACCAUCAGAGGACUACAAUAAGAUUGUCUCCUACGGGCCAAUCCAUCUACUGCCUUCUCCUUCCAUGGGAGCAGAGACCCACCGUUCCAGGACUCACCAACAAGACCUGAGGGGGCCUGGGCUNNNNGUCCCUGGGGGCCUCAUCCUGUUUUGUGCACUUGGUGUGCUCACUGUGGCUGCUGUGGCCAUCGGUGCGAGGCGAUGA